UGGAAGAAAACUAAACAACGACGACAUGCCAAGAAGCAAGGACCUUUGGUUUUCAUCGGCCUGGGUCUUUUACCUGGCUGAGAGCUCACCCUCCUCGACACAACAAUGGGCUUACUACGCAGACCGCAGCCUGUUUCCGGCAAACGACGCAUUUUAUUACAAUACACAAUGGCUAACUUCCAUAUUUACACGACAGAGACGUAUACUUAUUUAUUUUUGUAUCAAGCUCAACUAGUUCCCAGUGGCACACAUGGAGAUAAAGCUAAUUUAUUUUUCUUCGCCGGUGUUACGAAUACCGGAAGUAGGGCAUUUUUUUGUUAAGUGCAGUGGCCAUCCGCAUAGCCUCCGUCAGUCACUAGCUGGAGGUAGCUAGAUCAAACUCUGACUAGAACUAGGCAACCAACCAGUGAACUACCUGAAAUUGUAAAAAGAUGGUGAAAUAUAAAAAUAAAAAAAAUAGGGAGACCUGCCAUGCAUCACCUACAACGUACUUUCAGCAAGCGAGGCUUUGAAGUUCGCUCUUUUGGGACAGGGUCCCAUGUGAAGCUACCUGGUCCUGCACCGGACAAGCCCAAUGUGUACGACUUCAAAACCACUUAUGAACAGAUGUACAACGACCUGGUCCGCAAGGACAAGGAGCUAUACACACAGAAUGGAAUCCUGCACAUGCUGGACCGCAACAAGCGGAUCAAGUCCCGACCGGAACGCUUCCAGAGCUGUAAGGACCAGUUUGACCUGGUCAUCACCUGUGAGGAGAGGGUCUACGACCAAGUGCUAGAGGACCUGAGCUCUCGGGAGCAGGAGACUUUCACGCCGGUUCACGUCAUCAACGUGGACAUCCAGGACAACCACGAGGAGGCCACACUGGGGGCUUUCCUCAUCUGUGAGCUGUGUCAGUGUAUCCAGCACACGGAUGAUAUGGAAAACGAGAUGGACGAGCUGCUGCAGGAGUUUGAGGACAAGAGCAACAGGCCUUUCCUCCACACUGUCUGCUUCUACUGAUGCCCAUGCUACCAAAUCUGCAAUAUCAUAUGCCCCCUGACCAAACAUGCACGUUUAUACACAAACUCAUGCAUACUUCCAUAUACACUUACUGAUUACCUUUCACACACACAUCCUCUGCUGUUGGUCAGGGCUGAGGGGACAGGGAUGAAUGCGCUCAAGUAGGCAGGCUCAUCCCUCCUGCUCUGCCUUUCCUCCUCAGGGCCAAGGUGGGCCCAAGGUCCUCCCCCAUCCUACAGUGAAACCACUGACACGCCUUCCCACAAAGAGAAAUGCCCCUUUUUUUCAAACACGUCCUCCUCUACCUCUAAAGGAGGAUGUUUUUCUAAGUCUUGCACAGGGAUGCUGAUUGCUGCGCAACAAUGAAUUUAAUUCAUUUUUAAGAAUGAUGAAUAGAUAUUGUUUUUAUGAAGUAUGAUUUGUCACAUUUACUCUCGAUGGUGGAGAGUAGUAUUGUUGCCACGGAUGGGAUAGAGUUGAGACUGGUUAGGCAUGAAUGUGUGUGUGUGUGUGUGUGUGUAUACCAGUAGUUAAUUAGGAAUUCAUCAAAAUAGGGGGAUAAUGAACCAAAUAGAGACCACAAGGUUCUCUUUUGCCCUCGUUUCCAUUAUGUUUUGAUUCAUGUUUAAAAACUCAGAUCUGCUACCUUUUCAGGGUAAUAUUUUUUUUCUUUUGAAAACUGAAAAGAAUGAAAAUAUUGUAAUUAUUUGCAAGCUGAGAGUUCAGUCCAGAGUGCCUGAAUAUUUCUGUAUGUACAUAUGAAUCCAUUAAAUGAACAAACAUCUCUAGAAAAACUUGAUGAAUUGACUUAUUUUUAGUGCAUUGCACAGAUCCUGGAUACACCACUCUGCAUGCAGAUGGAAGAUUUUAAUUAACAAAUGUACCUUGUAAAGGUUCUAUAGCCCAAUGACCGCAUUCAUAAAGAUGGCAAAAAAUGUCCUCUUCCAUCUGCUGAUGUCCAUGGCAACAUGAUACUGUAUAUACCAUUUCAAAUAUGUGUUUUAUCCCAGGACUUUUUAUGCAGUUACCCAUGGCAUUAACAGCAUGCCCAAUAAAAAUGUUCAGUCCUGA
Oncorhynchus tshawytscha (Chinook salmon) is the source of this 2073-nucleotide messenger RNA. Its product is annotated as RNA polymerase II subunit A C-terminal domain phosphatase SSU72. The transcript has 5 exons. Bases 472 to 1002 code for a protein of 176 amino acids. Gene Ontology annotation, molecular function: RNA polymerase II CTD heptapeptide repeat phosphatase activity. The record is from RefSeq and is a predicted model, not a curated record. Gene Ontology annotation, cellular component: nucleus; mRNA cleavage and polyadenylation specificity factor complex. NCBI's taxonomy places the organism in Eukaryota, Metazoa, Chordata, Actinopteri, Salmoniformes, Salmonidae. Gene Ontology annotation, biological process: termination of RNA polymerase II transcription.